CUCCGAAGGUGGAUAGUCAGUAUGUCUCUCCCAGUAUUGCAGCCACCGGCAGAUCGAUAGGAAUCCUGUCGCAAAAAGAAGAGAAAGGAAGGGUGACCCGUCGUUUCCUGCCUCACGCCUGCUGGGAAUUUGAGUCCCUUCCCAGAGCUUGUCACCAUGUCACCCGUGCCAGCCUCGGCGUGAGCGGCCUUUCCCCAAACGCCUGCUGGAAAUUUCCAGAGGCACCACAGCAGUCCCGGAAACAAAUACCUGCUGUGCCUCCCUGCAGGCGCUUCUUUUUGGGAUCUGUUUCUCGUGGCAGGCACGCCAUGCUCUGCUUCACCGACUGAAUUUAAGCCUCUUAACAUGCUGCUCAGUUGGAGGGGUUCAUAUUAAGGCUCAGGUGUUUUGUAGAAACUGGAGUUUUUACCUCAAACCAAAACGUGCAUUUCAGUGAGACACAGCGGAGCAAAGUGAUAACAUGCCAAGUGUGGGGAAACUGGGGUAAAACCCAGUUUCGCAGAACGAGCUUCGCACAGGAAGGAGCAUCUUUGCCUGAUUAUAUGUUCACAAUUAAUAUGCUCUAAUGAAGCAGACUGGAGCCCCAUCCUGCAACAACUGCUGAAUCCCAUUUAAAGUCUCCAGCAGCCAUACAGAAUUAGUCCCAGCACCGUGACUUUUCCAUCAUGUCAGAACCUAUCACGCUCAAUGUUGGCGGAAAACUCUAUACCACCUCUCUGUCCACUCUGACUAGCUUUCCAGACUCCAUGCUGGGGGCCAUGUUUAGUGGGAAGAUCCCAACCAAGAAGGACAGCCAAGGCAACUGCUUUAUUGACAGAGAUGGCAAAAUCUUCCGCUAUAUCCUGAACUUUUUACGAACUUCUCACUUGGACCUCCCUGAAGACUUUCAGGAAAUGGGCUUACUGCGGCGGGAAGUAGAUUUUUAUCAAAUUCAGCCCCUGAUUGAGGCCUUGCAGGAGAAGGAGGUAGAGCUUUCUAAAGCAGAGAAAAAUGCCAUGCUCAACAUCACCCUCGAUCAGAAGACCCAGACCGUUCACUUCACCGUCCGAGAAGCACCCCAGAUUUACAGCCUGUCUUCCUCCAACAUGGAAGUGUUCAGCGCUCAUAUCUUCUCCACGUCAUGCCUGUUCCUGAAGCUUCUUGGUUCCAAACUUUACUAUUGUUUCAAUGGAAACCUUUCCUCAAUAUCCAGUUACCUGCAGGACCCCAACCACUUGACGUUAGAUUGGGUUGCAAGUGUGGAAGGCCUUCCUGAAGAGGAGUACACCAGGCAGAACUUGAAGAGACUCUGGGUGGUGCCAGAUAAUAAGCAAAUCAAUAGUUUCCAGGUGUUUGUGGAAGAAGUGCUGAAAAUAGCCAUGAGUGAUGGUUUCUGCAUAGAUUCUGCUCAUCCACAUACUUCAGAUUUCAUGAAUAAUAAGAUUAUUCGCCUAAUUCGGUACAAGUAGGAAUGGCUGUUUGUUGUGGUGCCAGCAUGGAGAUAACACAGGUUAAGUGUUUCCCUUUAAAACACACUUACACCUAAUUCAGAAUCAUGCUUACCUGGAUUAAGAGUCACUAACAAGGAGAUGAUUUUCCUUUAAUGUACUUACCAAUACGACCUUUCAGAAUAUGUCCAUAUUCCAGACAGAAGCAAUAUUGUCUAGCACCUGAAUUAAGGACUGGCUUUGUCUCUGUCUCUGCGUCUGACCUGCUGUACAAUUCUGGGGAAAAUCACUUCUGUGCUCUCUACGUUUUCCAGUUGGAAAAUGGGAGUGAUCCUUAACCUGCAUUGUCAGGGGAUGUGAGGGUUCGGUAACCAUGGUUUGGAAUGUAUCUGGAGAACAGAUGCAGUGAAAGAUACCAUGGACAGCACACAGCCCUAGGAGCACAUUUGCCGUGUCUUGCUGUAUCACCUGUGCGGAGCAUCCAAGAAGUUUGUUUGGAUCCACGGAGAAGAAGCCUUCCCACGUGCACUCAAUACAGCUGUAAAGGAUGGUGCAAAUUGCAAAUGAGUAAGGGAUCCUGUCUCUUUGGGUUCAACAAAGGAUUUCUGUCACCCUGUGAAGCUGGCUUGGGUUUUUUUCUGAACCCUGUGAGGAAGCCCCUGCUUUAUUCUGCUUUCAGGGAAGCCGUGUUGGGAUAAUGUGACUGGCAAGGAAGCCAUAGAAGAGAGAAUGGUGUUCCUACAAACCAAGAAGAUUAAACCUUUACUUUUACAUUCCAAAAGCAUCCAAGAUAACUAGUCCUUUUCUUUCUCUUACAAUGUUAAUAUUUGUCUGGAGGAUGCUGCUGAAACUUUCUAAGGUGAAGACAGAUUUUGGGGCAGAGGCUCCCAAAUGUCUUUUAAACAUUUGAGCCUCUUUUGGGCACAUGUCCCUUCAGCAGUGCCUGGAAUGCAUAGGGUGCUCUCUGGGUAGGAUGGAUUUAAUUUGAAAAGACAACAUUCUCACCAGGUUACACCUAAUAUUUUUCAUUGCAAAAACGGGGUCAUUUUUCCUAUCCUGGUACAUUGAGCCUUUUUUUGUUUAAUAUCUUAGUGAAACGGUCAGGUCACUAAAAGAAUUUUACCUGCUUGCGUGGCUUCAGUGUCGGCUUGCCAGAGGGAAGGCAGUGGGAAACCAGAGGUCAAGCUCUUCCCUACACACUGGGUCUGUGCUGUAAUGGAGAUCAUAACUCACUAGCUGCACGUUGUGUCUAAACAUCAUUUGUGCCACAUUCAAGAUGGUUCUUUCUCAGCUAAUUAUGUUUAGAAGUAUCUUAACUGUAUUUCCCUAGCCAGAUUGCUGUGAGUGCAUGAAAGGCCCUCUGGAACAUUUUCAGGUAUCUUUAGUGAGACAGAAGGGAAAAUGCAAUAACUAAGUUUUGCAUUUAGAGUUUUAGUGCUUCCAAAGGUUUCUAGCACAGGGCUACAAAGCUCUGUACUAUGCAUGUUCUUGCUUCCCAAAGUAACUACUCUGUCAUUACAAUAACCUGACCUGUGAACAAGCAUAAAGAAGCUUUUUUUCUUGUAAAAAAACAGUGUGAUCAAUAUAUUUCUACUGUCCCAAGCUGUGAUUGCAUGAACAACACAAAUCAGCAUGCUGAUGGGUAAAAUGCACAUUCUGCAGCUGUUGCCAGCCUGUUAUGAAUCACUGCCCUUUGUGUGACUUGGUGCUAAACCAGUAUAUACGUGGGACCAUGUUGUCAGAAAGCGCUUAUUGGGCUUGAAGCCCUCUGAACCACUAAACAUGGCACAUUUUGUUAAUUUUGAGGAUUGUAAUUUUUGUUGAUUUUGAGGAUUUUUUGGCCAAUUCCAUUUCGAGUCACCUUGUUCUUCUAGUUUUCGUUGCAUUAGGAAGAACUUUUUCUUUUCUAUCCCUGUCCUGAAUUAUAAAGUACGAGUUUGCCAGUCAGCUGGACAUUCACAGGGAUGAUCUGUGCUGGUAAUAUGAUUAUGAUAUGUAAAAUGAACCUUCUUUCAUCACAUCUGUGACUUGAAACAGAUAUGCCUUUGCUGAAUUUAUGAUAACAGAGCUUUUGGGAACUGUUGACAGUAUUUCUUUUUAACCUACACCCUUGAGAGUAGAUUUUAAAUGAUCUGUAACCGGAGCUCUUGUAUGUCAUGACUAAAAUAAUACUCACCUGUAGGAAUUUGUUUCCUGUCAGCUUGAGUUUAUCCAAAGGUAAGAGCAAUGGGCUUAGACAUCAUUUAGAAAGGUAGGGGGGUAAAAGUCUGACCUACACCCUUUAGAGCUCUGGAUCAGUACUGCUCCAUUCUGUUUCAGCAAAAUAAAAUAUUCCAUGGGAGAGUUGAAUCAUUACUGCAUUUUUUUGGUGAAAGGCAAGUAAGAGGAGUCUGUAAAAGGAGAGAACUGGACAGAGAUCUUCACCUGGAGUGCUUUAACCCAUCAGUCUGUUAUGCAAAAGAUGAACAAAUUGAAUACACAUUUAUUUGUGUGCAUGCAACUAAGUCAGGAGAAGGUACAGCCGGCCCCAGAUCUCUGUCAUUUAUUAAGAGACAGUGAGAUGCAAAAUAUCUCUCGUUUAUAUAUGUAGAUAGAUGGAGAAUUUCCAACCAGUAUAUAGACAUGAGUGAAGCCAUGCUUUGGGAGGAACAGAAAAACUUGAGGUACCUCUGACUUGCUAAGCACAAUAAACAUCCUUAAGUAUGAGGUACUAUUUAUACUGGAAAUGGGCGGUAAGUGGAUCGCUUGUGAUUGCAGUCAAACAUACGUUCUACAAAUGCAGCUGCUAUUUCAAACUCGCACUAAGCUCAAUUUAUAACUGCUCCCAAUUCUGCAGUCUGUGAGUUAUGGUAUAAUGACUGUUCAUAGGAAGGUUCUCUCUCCAGAGCAUUUGUUAGCAUUUUAUCUGAAUAGCUGGUGUUUGUUUAACUUCUUUUUCUGAGCUCUGGAGGUGUAACUUGCUCUUGUUUACCAGUCAACAGCACUGAUAAUGAUUCUUCUCAAGAGUUUUCCUGAAUUAAAGAGAAGCAAACAUGCACAAAGCCAUACUAAGUAUAGCACAACCCCAUCACUAGUCAUGAAAAGCACUUGGCAUUUAUUAGCAGUAACAGCUAAAAAUUAUUUCACUGUGGAGUGGAAUAUUCACUCUCAGAACAAACAGUUUCUUUUCCUGGAAAGGAUCUAGUGACAUUUUCUUCCCUUAAUGUUUCAUGGCUGUUUUCUUCUACAUCUUGGUGCCUAACUCCUGAUUCUGCCUAAAAACCUUAGUGUACAAAAUGAGGCCAAGCCCUGCAAUUUUUUUUUAAUGGCCUGAAUUUUUUUUUCCUAAAUGACCACUGAAUAGAGUGUUCAGUAGUGUUAGAGCAGGAGAAUACCAGAGUUAGGGCAGACAAUAAACUAGAUUUUAGCUGUAGUCCAAUGGCAUUCUCAGAUCUGGACAUGUGCAUAGCACAGUGGCAUUUCUUACAUGACAGAAACACUAUUAUGAAACAUCUUAAUGGACUCCAGGAAGAAUCACUCAUGGGUUUGUUUAUGUAUUUUUAGGCUUGAUAUCUCUUCAGUAUCUAACAACGUCCAGUUACAAAGACAAGACUGAAACUGUACGUAAAUAUUAAGAGAUACCUGGUUUAUACAGCUGUUAAGCGUUGGGAGGAGUUGAUGGGAGGAGUGUUUGUUUUGCAGGCAAUGGUAAAGAAAUAAAAGAAGUAGCUGUAAAAAGUUAGAUCUGAAAGAAUUCAUAUUCACAAGAAAUCCAGGAUUUAGAAGGGAGAGAAUAAAAAUACCUUGAUGUGUUCGGGGGGAAAAAAACCAGCAAGAUAACAAUGGAGACAAAGAUUUUGCCACAAGAGGCUGCGAUUAGAAUGAUUUACUAGUCCUUUCCAGUUUUAAUCUCCUAUUAUGCACUUUAAAUGUGGGUCAUGCCAAGAGUUAUGCUAGUAGCUUCUCGGGAGCAGGCAGCUUUCCUUCAAUUUGCAUGUGCUUCAAGUCACCAAACAUUUGCACUGCUGUACUUAGCACAUUAUAACUGGGUUGUUGAGUAUAAAUUGCUGCUCCAGUUCACUGGCAGCAAAUAUCUGCAGUCAAUCAGAUCUAUUCCCAGGAAUAAAAGGCAAGGUGGAAGGGCUGAUGGAGUCCAUAUAUAAGGCUGAUGGAAGUGAUAAAUACUGCCUUCAGCCACAGACUCUGGAAAAUAAAUCUAGGAUCUUCUGACACUUCACAGAUAAAUGAAGAAGUUAUGAAGAAGACUCCUUUGGGGAAUUUCAUUUUCACCCCAUCCCAUUGAAUUUGGUGCCACUGCUCAGAAUUUCAAUGUAUUUUGAAAUUUCUGACCUCCAUUCUGCAUCCACAUGCUGAUGGACACAAAUAUGCAGGGUACAAGCAGUGCUAAUUUGUGGCCCUCCCUGUAAGAGUCUCAUAUGUGAAUUAGUACCGGCAGUCACAGGUAUUCCAUGUAAGAAGGGCUGAUGGAGUAUAAAUAUCCAGAUCAAGCUCACAGGUUCACUUGGGAAUAACACAAGAAAUGUUUUCCCUAUGAAUUCAGAAAAAAAAGGAGCUAUAGGGGAGGGCUAUAUCUAAUAAUUUCUUUUCUCUUCAUCCUCUUGGCAUUCCCCUCAGUAUUUUCAUGCUCCAACUCCAGUUACAGAUUUUCCCAUUGAUAGUAAUUUGGACCCCAAUUCACUAAAAGCCAUGCUUUUGAAUCAAUAGUGUUUGAAAAGUGUGAAAAGAUGGUCUUUAUUGCUUACCACCUUCACAGAGAGCCUGUAGGGCUAUCACAUUUAAAAAUCUGGUUGCAUUUCUCUGCUUGUAACUCUUUCUGUGAACUGUUACUAAUAUGUAUUUUAGAAAGCAGUAAAUAAAAUGUGAACAAAGCAGGA
Corvus hawaiiensis (hawaiian crow) is the source of this 6301-nucleotide messenger RNA. It is a transcript of the gene KCTD21, whose product is annotated as potassium channel tetramerization domain containing 21. Gene Ontology annotation, molecular function: cullin family protein binding; histone deacetylase binding. The transcript has 3 exons. Gene Ontology annotation, biological process: ubiquitin-dependent protein catabolic process; protein homooligomerization. NCBI's taxonomy places the organism in Eukaryota, Metazoa, Chordata, Aves, Passeriformes, Corvidae. The record is from RefSeq and is a predicted model, not a curated record. Bases 666 to 1448 code for a protein of 260 amino acids.